Molecule: messenger RNA, 2442 nt
Organism: Durio zibethinus
Lineage: Eukaryota; Viridiplantae; Streptophyta; Magnoliopsida; Malvales; Malvaceae
Biological process (GO): regulation of gene expression
Cellular component (GO): peroxisome
Molecular function (GO): RNA nuclease activity
Source: RefSeq, a predicted model, not a curated record
UGAUCCAGCCACCGGAGUUGAAUCCUGUCAGUUAUAUCUCUACUCCCUACGACUACAGGCACUAAGCCUAACUCCUAACCCCACUCCGAAGAAUAAAAGAAGCUUAAGAAAAAAAAAAAAAAAGAAGCCGUAAGGAGAGCAAAGCAAAGAAUCAAAGCUAAAUUCGUUAGAUUCCAUCCUGCGCCUAACUACUUUUAUCAUUCUAGCGUGCGCCACACAUGGGAGGAGAUGUAACCGGAGCCAUCACCACCGCCGUCGCCACCACGGCAGCCCCACCCUACGGUGGAGGCCCGGCUGAACCUCAGUACGUUUCGGCGAAGACAUCGGUUUGGUGGGACAUAGAGAACUGCCAGGUCCCCAAAAACUGCGACCCACACGCGAUCGCGCAAAACAUUAGUUCGGCGCUGGUUAAGAUGAACUACUGUGGGCCCGUUUCUAUCUCCGCCUACGGCGACACCAAUCGGAUUCCUUCUUCUGUACAGCAGGCGCUUUCAAGCACCGGCAUCGCACUCAAUCAUGUCCCCGCCGGUGUGAAAGAUGCGAGUGAUAAGAAGAUUCUAGUUGAUAUGCUGUUUUGGGCAGUAGAUAAUCCUGCUCCUGCGAAUUAUCUGUUGAUUUCUGGGGAUAGGGAUUUUUCCAAUGCGCUCCAUCAGUUACGCAUGAGAAGAUAUAAUAUUCUUUUGGCGCAGCCUCUGAAGGCUUCCGCACCCCUUGUUGCUGCGGCCAAGAGUGUAUGGCUUUGGAUGAGUCUUUCCGCUGGUGGCCCUCCUCUUUCAAGUGGUGAAUCGACUAAACUUGCUAAUGGUCACAAUAGUUUUAACUCUGAAAUGUUGUAUAACCCGAUUCCUGAAAUGGUUCAGUAUAGUCAACCAAUGGUUUUUAGUUCUGAAAAUGUUACAUUGGGGAAUCAAAAUGUUUCUAAUGCUGGAAGGAAUGGUGAUAACAAAUAUAAAGGGAAAUAUAUGAGGAAAGCCCCUAAUCAGCCAAGCAUAUCAAGAGCCUCUAGCGAGCCAACAACUACCAUUCAAGAAAAUAUGAACAAUGGAUACUCUUACCAGCCAGAGUAUGCACAGGCAAAGUCGUUUAAGAAAGCACCACAUGAGUUUUUUGGUGGCUGUGAGCCUGCUGUCUCUGCAAGCAAGUCUACUCCAAACUUCUUUCCUAGCAAUCCUGACCCAUCAGGGAGUAACAAUGGUAAUUUCAUGGGCAUUCAUCAGAAUCUUCAUCCUCUUUCAUUGAGGCCAAAUAACAUACCUCUGCAACCAGCUUUUGCACAAGAUAAUUUGCUACCACCAAAUUCACAAAAUCAUGGUUUCCGCCCAAUGCCUCCUAGAAUGGAGGCACCUAGAUUUCCGGCCCCACUCUCAAAUCUGCCUGAUAUGGGUAAGUUAAAUAUCUCUAAGCACUCUACCUAUACUCAAAAUCCUUCUAAUUUUCCUCAUCGAAUUGGAGAAGAGUUUAAAACAAGCUCUAUCGAGUCAUUGCCUAAUCAAGCUGGCCUAAAUGUACCACAAAAGAGCCAUGUGUUGCACAGUAGCCAAGCAAGUCAGCACGAUACUUUUAGUAAUAGGUAUCCACGCGGUCCUGAAUUUCCACCACCAUCAUCCACAGCAAUUUCUAGUUCUCUUAGCAAUGGCAUUUGGGGAGCUCAAGGACGCUCACCACCUUCUGAAUAUGUGCAAGGUCUUAUUGGUGUUAUCUUACUUGCAUUAAACACACUCAAAACUGAAAAGAUUAUGCCUACUGAAGCAAACAUUACUGAUUGCAUUCGUUACGGAGAUCCAAAACACCGCAAUACUGAUGUAAGGAAGGCUUUGGAUAGUGCAGUUGAGCAACAUAUGGUAUUGAAGCAAAGUUUAGGUGCAGUGCAGUUGUAUGUUGGUAGAAAUGAGAAACUAUGGAAGUGUGUCAAUCCUAUUGGUGGGAAUCCUAAUCAGUUCCCAAAGACAACGUGGGAUGGAAUACAGAAGUUUUUAUCAUCCCCUGAGGGACGAUCAGCAAUGAUGGCUUCUCAAUGCAGAUAUGAAGCAGCUUUGGCUUUAAGAAAAGAAUGCUUGGAAGAAUUUGCUUUAGGUGAUGCUCUCCAGAUCUUGAAUAUGAUAAUUGCCAUGAAGAAAUGGAUUAUACAUCAUCAGUCAGGAUGGCAACCAAUUACAAUUACCCUUCCAGAGACUAAAACAGAAAUGGGUACUGGAACCGCUGCUUGACCUGAUCAAGAGUGGUUUUGAUACUGAAAGUGGUCCUAAUGUGGUGAAAGAUGGUAAGAAUUGUCUGCUGAAUUAAGGUUAAGAAACAAGGGUCACUUUGGCAAAAAAAAAAAAAAAUCAUCAAGUUUCAAGAAAACUAUUGGCGGACUAUGAUUUCUGGCUCAUGACAAAAGUAGGAAUAGGUCAUUUUCUUUUCAUGUUUUUGUUUUGUUUUUCCUUUUACCUUUAUUUGCUG